This is a messenger RNA of Paramecium tetraurelia, 1146 nucleotides long. RefSeq lists its product as uncharacterized. The transcript has 3 exons. Lineage: Eukaryota; Ciliophora; Oligohymenophorea; Peniculida; Parameciidae. The record is from RefSeq and is a predicted model, not a curated record. Gene Ontology annotation, molecular function: protein binding; zinc ion binding.
AUGGGAAAUUGUUAAGGAUAAUGUUAUUAGAAGAGUCUUAGUUAAGCAAAUAACGUUGAUUGCACAAAAUUGAUUAUUCUAGUAAAAACUUGGCAGAAGGAUGCAUUUUCAUUGUUUGAUUACGAGAAUGCAGCUAAUGUAUAGGAAUAAAAAUUUAUUGUAAUAAUCUUUAAAUUACACCUUUAGAUAGGUAACGAGGGCUAUUUGGUUGGGCGUAACUAAGUAGAAUGGAUUGAGAACGAAUCUAUAAUUAAGGAUUAACUGUGUAAAAUAAAGAAAAAAAAUGAAAACUAUUUUAUUGUAAAUCCACAUUUUCAAAAUGAUGACAAAAAGUAAUCAAUCUAAGAGAAUGAGGAAUCACAUAAUAUAGUAAACAAAACUGUGUCUGACAAGUUUGGGAAUAAGAUUUGGAAAGUGAUUCAUGAAAGUGGAGUACUUUUACAAGAAGGAGAUGUUAUAAAAUUGGGGAGAGUGAAAUUCACUAUUCGUCAGAUAGCAUUACAAAUUAAACCAUAGGAGUAGAAAUCUGAAUAUGAAUCGUCACAGUCUAAUUCAUCAGAAUAAAUUAUGUGCAGAAUUUGUUGUUCCUCUCAAAAGAGCAUUAAAAACCCACUUUUGAAUCCUUGCAAAUGUAGUGGAUCAAUCAAGUACAUACACUUGGAAUGCCUAAAAACUUGGUUAAGAAUGAAAUUAGAAAAUAGACAAAGUGACAAUUGCAUUGUGUAUUUGUGGAAGAAUUUGGAAUGUGAAUUAUGCAAAUUUAAUUAUCCUCCAAAGUUUAAGAGUGAUGAUGCAUAUUAUGAUCUAGUCGAAUUAAGUAAACCAAAUGAUUACCCUUAUUUGAUGAUGGAAUUCACAAACAAAUAAGGACAGUAGUUGGAGUGGAAUAACAGUUCUGGUAUUUACAUCUUAAAGUUUUCGAAUGUGCAAGAAUUAAAGCUUGGAAGAUCAACUGAUACAGAUAUCAGGGUAAAUGAUAUCUCUGUCAGUCGAAACCAUGCCAGGUUGAUGGUACAAGAAAAGAAAGUGUAUUUAUUUGAUAAUCACUCAAAAUUUGGAACCUUGCAUUUAAUAAGAUCUGAAAGGUUGUAGAUCUAGAGAGGAAUGGAAGUUUAGGUGGGAAGAAGUCUCAUUUCAUUUUAAUGA